Lodderomyces theae is the source of this 1686-nucleotide messenger RNA. It is a transcript of the gene LCB2, whose product is annotated as serine C-palmitoyltransferase. Bases 1 to 1686 code for a protein of 561 amino acids. Gene Ontology annotation, molecular function: serine C-palmitoyltransferase activity; pyridoxal phosphate binding. The record is from RefSeq and is a predicted model, not a curated record. Gene Ontology annotation, biological process: ceramide biosynthetic process; sphingosine biosynthetic process. NCBI's taxonomy places the organism in Eukaryota, Fungi, Ascomycota, Pichiomycetes, Serinales, Debaryomycetaceae. Gene Ontology annotation, cellular component: serine palmitoyltransferase complex. The transcript has a single exon.
AUGUCAACCAGGACAUACUCAAAGUCUAUACCAAAUGCUCCCGAAGAUACUCGACCCAUUGAGGUCAGGAGUAACCUCGAAUAUGGAAGGCAACUGUCCAACGAGUACUUGUAUGUGUCGAAGCAUCCAGUAGGAGAACCCUUGCCGACGCCCAUUGAUGACGACCCACCAUAUCCUAUUUAUUUAUUGACUUAUUUAAACUACCUCAUAUUGAUUAUCAUUGGACACAUUAGAGACUUUUUCGGAAAGAUUUUCAAACCUCAGGAAUAUAAACAUUUAGUUGAAAAAGACGGAUAUGCCCCCUGGUAUGACGGAUUUGAGAGCUUUUACGUUAGAAGACUAAAAACAAGAAUUGAUGAUUUAUUUGCAAGACCCAUUUAUGGAGCACCUGGAAGAUAUAUCAAGUGUUUCAAUAGAAUUAGGGAUGGAAAAACUGGUUACUUGUAUGACGGAACUUCAACGGAAUGUCUCAACUUAUCCUCAUACAACUAUCUUGGGUUUGCACAAUCAAGUGGAGCAUGUACCGACUUUGCAUUAAAGUGUGUUGACGAGUACGGUACCUCGGGAUGUUCACCAAGAUUAUAUUGCGGUACCACCGACUUGCACCGCGAGUGUGAGAGAGUCAUUGCUGAGUUUGUUGGUAAAGAAGAUGCUAUUGUUGUUAGUCAAGGAUAUGGGACAAAUGCAACUUUUUUUGCCUCCGUUGCCGACUCUAAAACGUUGAUUAUCUCCGAUGAGUUGAAUCACGCAUCAAUCAGGUUCGGUAUUAGGAUCUCGGGGGCAAUUGUCAAAGUGUACAAACACAACGAUAUGAAAGAUUUAGAACAAGUUAUCCGUACCCAAAUAGCGCAAGGACAGCCAAAGACUCACAGGCCAUGGAAGAAAAUCAUCAUCGCUGUCGAAGGGUUGUACUCCAUGGAAGGUAAUAUGUGCAAUUUGCCAGAAAUCGUUGAACUUAAAGAGAAAUACAAAUGCUACUUGUUUGUUGAUGAAGCUCAUUCAAUUGGUGCAUUGGGUCCAGAAGGACGAGGAAUUUGCGACUACUUUUCCGUGGACCCAGCUAGGGUCGAUAUUUUGAUGGGGACUUUAACCAAAUCAUUUGGUGCUACCGGUGGUUACAUUGCAGGUGAUAAAACGUUAAUUGACAGAAUGAGAUUGGAUUAUCAAACCAAUUCAUAUAGUGAAUCUGUACCUCCUCCCGUUUUGGGUCAAAUGAUUUCCUCGUUGAAUGUGAUUAGGGGCACGCUUAAUCCUGGUGAGGGACAAGAGAGGUUGCAGAGAAUUGCAUUUAACUCACGUUACUUGCGAUUGGGAUUGAAAAAGUUGGGUUACAUUGUUUAUGGGGCCGAUGACUCGCCGGUUAUUCCAGUUUUGUUGUUUUUGCCUUCCAAAAUGCCAGCUGUUUCAAGAAUGUUGUAUGAUUUGGGCAUCGCUGUGGUUGUUGUGAGCUACCCAGCAACACCAUUGGCCAGUGCAAGGGUAAGAUUAUGUGUUUCUUCGGCAUUAACAAAAGAAGAUUUGGACUAUGUGCUUGAAAAGUUUGAUCAAAUUGGUGACUUGCUAUAUUUGAAAUUUAGUAGUGGUAUUGCUGGAGGGUCUAAAGUGCCUGGACAGCCCCCACGGUGGUCGAUUGAAGACGUUUUGGCUACAAAUGUUGAGGACAGCAAAAGACCCAAGUUACUAUAA